GUCCCCACAUCCCCCUCCGAGGCGAAGCAGAAAUCAGACGCUCCAUGAUUAAUCGCGGAGAGUUCGGGACAGGACCACAAGCGCUGCGCGGACUUGAAACUCGCGGCCUUUCCCGGUCCCCUUGCCAAGAUGGGAGUGGGGGGUGGGACGUGAAGGGGUGGGGGCCCCGCCUGCUGGGGGCCAGCAUGGAAUUCUCCCUGGCAGAGCUCGGAGUGACACUGACAGGCAAUCGGCGGGGUCCAGAGCAGCAGGCGGCAUCCGGGGGAGCGGGGCCCGCUGGGGGCGCCCCAGGCGGGCUUCCUGGAACCCAGGCUCCACGGCCGGCUGCGGCGCCCUGACACAGGCCAGAUAAGAGCCCGGCCGCACUAUCGGAGCCCCCAGCGCGCCGGUCCCCGAGGCACCGCGGAGACGGCAGGGACGGCGGCGCCGGGCUCCGGGGAGGCGAUCGCUGGGGCGGCCCCUCUGGACCGGCUUUCCGCAGCCCUGGCUCAUCUCCCCGUGCCCUGCGGUGGAUGCACGCCCACGCUGGCUUCAGCGGACAGCCAGGCUGCUGCGAGGAGGAUUGCGUGACGGGGUCUUGAAAGUCCAGACCUGCCGAUGGUGACAGCCAUGUCGGUGAGGGUGCGGUUCCUGUCCUCUGGGGACACGGGGGCCGUGGGCGUGGUGGGCCGGAGCGCCUCCUUCGCCGGCUUCAGCAGCGCCCAGAGCCGCAGGAUUGCAAAGUCCAUCCAGAGGAACUCCGUGAGGCCCCGCACACCCGCGAAGCCCUCCAAGAUGUACGGCACGCUGCGCAAGGGGUCCGUCUGCCCGGACUCCAAGGCGGAGCAAGUGAAGAAGGUCUUCGAAGCUCUGAAGCGAGGCCUCAAGGAGUACCUGUACCUCCAGCAGGCCGAGCUGGAUUACCUGUCAGGGCGCCACAAGGACACCCACAGGAAUUCCAGGCUGGCCUUCUAUUACGACCUGGACAAGCAAACGCGCUCCGUGGAAAGGCACAUCCGGAAGAUGGAGUUUCACAUCAGCAAGGUGGACGAACUCUACGAGAGCUACUGCAUCCAGUGCCGCCUGCGAGACGGCGCCUCCAACAUGCAGCGCGCCUUCUCCAGGUGCCCCCCCAGCCGCGCCUCCCGCGAGAGCCUGCAGGAGCUGGGCCGCAGCCUGCAGGAGUGCUCAGAGGACAUGUGGCUCCUGGAGGGGGCGCUGGAGGCCCACUUGGGCGAGUUCCACGUCAGGAUGAAAGGCUUGGUGGGCUAUGCGCGCCUCUGUCCAGGAGACCAGUACGAGGUGGUCCUGCGCCUGGGCCGCCAGCGCUGGAGGCUGAAGGGGCGGAUUGAGUCGGACGACAGCCAGACCUGGGAUGAGGAGGAGAAGGCCUUCAUCCCCGCGCUGCACGAGAACUUUGAGAUCAAGGUGACCGAGCUGCGCGGCCUGAGCUCACUGGCUGUGGGCACGGUGACCUGCGACAUCACCGACUUCUUCACGACCCGGCCGCAGGUCAUCGUGGUGGACAUCACAGAGCUGGGCACCAUCAAGCUGCAGCUGGAGGUGCUGUGGAAUCCGCUUGAUACUGAGAGCUUCUUGGUGUCCCCCAGCCCCACGGUCAAGUUCUCUGUGGGCAGCAGGAAGGGCUCCUUGUACAACUGGACGCCCCCGAGCACCCCCAGCUUCCGGGAGCGGUACUACCUGUCUGUCCUGCAGCAGCCAGCGCAGCAGGCCUUGCUGCUGGGCAGUCCAAGGGCCACCUCCAUCCUCAGCUACCUGUCCGACAGUGACCUUCGGGGCCCUAGCCUGUGCAGCCGGAGCCAGGAGCUGCCUGAGAUGGACUCCUUCAGCUCCGAGGACCCCCGAGACACUGAGACCAGCACAUCAGCGUCCACCUCGGAUGUGGGGUUCCUGCCCCUGGCCAUUGGCCCCAGUGCCUCCAUUGAAGAGGCCCAGGAGGACCCCCCACCCCUGGGCCUCCUGCCAGACAUGGCCCACCUGGCAGGAGGCUCGUUCGUGGAGCGGCCCGGCUGGCGGAAUCUGGGAGUCGAGAGCCCUAACCUGCCACGGGGCUCCCCGCUCCACAGCCACGCGAUGCCGCGCAGCCAGAGAGACCAUGAUGAAGGAGAAACGGGGGACGGAGCGGAAGGGCCGAGGUUGAGCCUCGAGAGGCCCCUGCAGGAGGUGCUGGACUUACUGAGGUGCACGGGCCCCUCCCAGCCCCGGCUCCGGGAGCUGGAGUACCAGGUCCUCAGCUUCAGGGACCGGCUGAAGCCCCGCGGAGGCCGCCGGGAGCACAGCUCGGCCGAGAGCCUGAUGGAGUGCAUCCUGGAGAGCUUCGCCUUCCUCAACGCCGACUUCGCCCCCCGUGAGCUGUCCCUCUUUGGGGGCCCCCAGGGUCCCCGAAAGGACAGGACCCUGCCCCCACCGCCGUCACUCAAAGAGUCGUCCAGGGAGCUCACAGCCGGCACCCCCGAGCUGGACACGCUGCUCACGGUCCACCUCCAAGUCUGCAAGGCCCUGCUGCAGAAACUGGCCUCUCCCGGGCUGCCGGGGAUGGUCCAGGAGUGCCUCCUGGAGGAAGCCGCGCAGCAGAAGCAGGUUCUGGAGACCCUCUCCGCGCUCGACUUCGAGAAGGCCAGCAAGGCGACAUCCGUCGAGGAGGUCGUCCCGCAGGCCACACGCAGGAAGGGGUGCCUGAAGCUGUGGAGGGCGUGCACCGCGCCCGGCGGCGUCCUGGCCUGCCCCGCCGCCUCGCUCCUGAGCCAGCUCAAGAAGACGUUCCUGCACCGCGUCAGGGGGAAGUACCCGGGUCAGCUGGAAAUAGUGUGCCGCAGGCUCCUGGAGCAGGUGCUCAGCUGCGGCGGGCUGCUCCCGGGAGCCGGCCUCCCCGAGGAACAGACCGUCACCUGGUUCCAGUUCCACGGCUACCUGCAGAGGCAGAGCGUCUCGGACCUGGAGAAGCACUUCGCCCAGCUCACCAAGGAAGUGAUGCUGGCGGAGGAGCUGCAGUGCACGGGGCAGGCCAAGACGGUCAGGAAGCUGCAGGGGAAGCGGCUGGGCCAGCUGCAGCCCCUGCCCCAGACACUGAGGGCCUGGGCGCUGCUCCAGCUGGACGGGACUCCGCGGGCGUGCAGGGCAGCCAGCGCCGCCCUGGCCAGCGCGGCCAAGAACAAGAGCUUUCGGGAGAAGGCUCUGCUCUUCUACACCAACGCCCUGACCGAGGACGACGCAAGGCUCCAGCAGGCUGCGUGCGUGGCGCUGAAGCAUCUCAGGGGCAUCGAGAGCAUCGACCAGAUCGCCGGCCUGUGCCAGUCCGACCUGGAGGCUGUGCGAGCAGCAGCCCGGGAAGCCACGCUGUCAUUUGGUGAGAAAGGACGCUUCGCCUUUGAGAAGAUGGACAGACUUUACUCAGAACAGAGAGAAGCAGCCUUUGGCCAGGAGGCAGAUGUGGAAAUCACGGUAUUUUAAAGAGCCUCAGCCGGUGAGCUCAAACCUGGCGUCUUCAUUUCUGCUGCUGCUGUCCCCACAUGGGGACUGGGCUGUGGACGGGGCGGGGGCACCCGGUGUGCGCCCCUGCAGGGUAAGCUGUCCAGAGCUGUUACAAGGCCCCAGGGCGCAAGUGGGGCUUUGGUGUCCGAGCGCAACAAAGGGGUGCCGCGUGUCGAAGGCUGACCUGCUUCCACUAAACUGUCGUCAGUUUUGGCUUUGAGAACCCGUCUCCCCCAGAAUGCAGCACCAGCCACACUACGAAGGAGCCGGGGCCCGGCAGGUGGGGGCCCGGAACGAAAGGCUCCAAGGUGAACGUGAACUUGUCUCCUUGCACGUCAGCUGGCUCAGCUCUUGUGGCUCAAGGAAGAUGGGGGCUGGGGCAGCCGGCAGGCCUGUGAGCUUGCUAAGGGAAGACUGAUGUAAGGAGUCAUUUCCAUGGCAGCAGCUGUCACCCAGGGGACCUGGGGACGGUGGGAGGGCACACACAGCCAGGCCUUCCAUGAUUCAACUCUCAACCCGAGUGGUGGCAGCCUGCCGCCCACGGACCU
Molecule: messenger RNA, 4019 nt
Organism: Phyllostomus discolor (pale spear-nosed bat)
Lineage: Eukaryota; Metazoa; Chordata; Mammalia; Chiroptera; Phyllostomidae
Gene: RIPOR3
Product: RIPOR family member 3
Exons: 22
Coding region: 598-3450 (950 amino acids)
Source: RefSeq, a predicted model, not a curated record